Molecule: messenger RNA, 1071 nt
Organism: Prunus mume (Japanese apricot)
Lineage: Eukaryota; Viridiplantae; Streptophyta; Magnoliopsida; Rosales; Rosaceae
Source: RefSeq, a predicted model, not a curated record
AUGACUUAUUCUAAUCCCAAUUUUCGAGAACAAAUCCGAAGAGCCUAUCUGCAAAGGGGUCCUUGUCAGCCUAAAAGCGAAAACGACAUGCCUCAAACACUUAUGAGGGAGAGAAAGGCUGGAAGUGAUGUCUUCACUGAUAAAGGGUUUAAAAAUUGGAGGAAGGGACCUGAGAAUUUUAGGAACCAUGUUGGACAAGUUGGAAGUCUUCACAAUAAAGCUACACAACAUUGUAUAGAUUUAAUGAAUCAGAAGCAAUACGUUGAAACCAUUGUAAUCAAAUAUUUAUUACGACAAGGUCUUCCCUUUCGUGGCCAUGAUGAAAGUGAAACAUCUAGCAAUAAGGGUAAUUAUGUGGAGCUUUUGCAAUUUCUUGCCGAUCAUGAUGAGAAAGUUCAUGCCGUUGUGUUUGAGAACGCUCCAGGGAAUCUCAAGUAUAUUGCUCCUAAAAUUCAAAAAGAUCUUGUCAAUUCUUGUGUCUCUGAAACCAUUGAUGCAAUUAUUAGUGAUAUAGACGAUGCAUUCUUUUCUAUAUUGGUAAAUGAAUCACGUGAUGUUUCAAUAAGAGAGCAAAUGGCGGUGGUGUUGUGUUAUGUGAACCAAAAAGGGCAAGUUAUUGAAAGGUUUGUGGGUGUCAAAUAUGUCUCUGAUACGACUAGUAGCAAAUUGAAAGAGGUAAUUGAGCAGUUGAUUUCUUCAACAAAUUUGAGCAUAUCCAGGCUACGAGGACAAGGGUAUGAUGGUGUUUGUAAUAUGAUAGGUGAGCUCAAUGGUCUUAAAACACAUAUUUUGAGAGAAUAUCCUCAAGCAUAUUAUGUCCAUUGUUUUGCGCAUCAACUACAACUAGCUCUUGUAGCCGUGACAAAGGGAAAUGAAAACAUUGCUACUUUCUUCACAAUGGCUAGUAGUGUUGUUAACAUUAUUGGAGCAUCGUGUAAGCGUCGUGAUGCACUUCGAGAGCAACAACAAAAAGAUAUUAUGAAAGCUCUUGAAAUUGAUGAUCUCGAAACAGGGCAAAGUUUAAAUCAAGAGACUACUCUCAAACGUCCUUAUGAUACACGUUGGAACUGA